AUGGCGCGUCGCAACACGGGUAAACCAGUCGUUGAAGAUGACGACGACGAUUGGGGCUCCAACGCCAAGUGGGUUCCCGCCUCGCAGCGCGCCGCAACCGGCGGCGGUGGCGAGCAGACGCUUAAGGAACUCGAGGACGAGGCGCUGCAGAAGAACAGCGAGUUAACGGACGCGACUCUCAAUCUGCGACGAAUCACAGAGCAGACGAAGGGCGUCGCGGGACAGACGCUGGUGACGCUUAAGGAGCAAGGCGACCAAAUCACGCGUAUACACGAGAACGCCGUUACGCUGGACCAAGAAAUGGAGAAGUCCGAGAAGCUUCUGAGCAAGCUCGGCGGGAUGUUUUCGUUCGGCUGGAAGCCGAAGAAGGGUCACAAGAUCACGGGACCCAAGACUUCAGCCAACAAGAAGGACUCGGCAUCAGGGGACGCGGCGAGCCGCGAGGGCUUGGGGUUGUCGGAGCCUAAGGCGGGCGCGGCGCCUCCCAAAGCCAAGGAGGGCAUGACAGCAAUGGAGAAGAUCGAGAUGGAGCGCAAGUUCCAGGACGAGGUUUUGGACGAUGUGAGCUCUGGGCUGGAUGCGCUGAAGAACAUGGCCCUGGACAUGGGGUCCGAGAUGGAAAAGCAAGACAAGGCGUUGGACCAUCUGUCAAACGAUGUGACGGAGAUCAACAGCAGAGUGAAGCAGUCCAACAAGCGCGCCGCCAAGCUGCUCAACAAGCGCUAG
Messenger RNA from Closterium sp. Yama58-4, 726 nucleotides. The record is from the annotation of a GenBank genome assembly. NCBI's taxonomy places the organism in Eukaryota, Viridiplantae, Streptophyta, Zygnematophyceae, Desmidiales, Closteriaceae.